UCACUCACCAGUGAACAAAACUAAAUAAAAAUAUCCCUUUGGAAAAUAUGGCUAAAUAGUGUAAACAAUCAACACAGAUUUACCAAAACAAGAAAAAUUUCUUCGCGAAUUAAACCUAACGGAACUGUGCGAUACGUGUUUAGUUUAGUUUCUCCUGGCAAACAAUAGUCGUUUUCCAACACCUGCAGUCCGCAGUUUCUUGUUGUUAAUAGUCGGAAACCACAGCUCUAGACAAGUGCGAAAAUUGAACCAGUGGCAGGCAGUGCAAUGAACAAACUGAAAUCCAGCACGCACCGCGAUAAGGUGAAGAAGUUCAUAUCACUGACACACACGGGCGAACAGACGGCUAUAUUUUGUUUGCAACAGAACGACUGGAAAUUCGAGUUGGCCAGCGACAAUUACUUCCAGAAUCCGGAGUACUAUUACCGGGAGUUGGAUCGCAAGCGCAUCGAGCAGCUAUUCAUGCGCUAUCGGGAUCCCAGCGAUCCCCUGAAGAUCGGAUCCCAGGGCGUAAUCCACUUCCUGGAGGAUUUGGACCUGAAGCCAGACUCAAAACUGGUGCUGAUCAUAGCGUGGAAAUUCCACGCCGAGGUACAGUGCGAAUUCUCGCGGGAUGAGUUUAUCAAUGGCAUGUGCGACCUGGGCAUCGAUAGUAUCGACAAGCUAAAGACCAAGCUGCCCAUCCUUGAGCAGGAGCUGAACGACGCCGGCAAGUUCAAGGACUUUUACCACUUUACCUUCAACUACGCCAAGGAUCCGGGCCAAAAAGGCAUUGACCUGGAAAUGGCAAUCGCCUACUGGUGCAUCGUUCUUAGUGGGCGCUUCAAGUUCUUGGACAUCUGGUGCCAGUUCCUCGAGGAGAAACACAAGCGGGCCAUUUCGCGAGAUACGUGGAACCUGCUGCUCGACUUUGCCACCAACAUCGACGACCGGAUGAGCAACUACGAUUCGGAGGGCGCCUGGCCGGUUCUAAUAGACGACUUUGUGGAGUGGUGCCAGGAGAACGAUCAUCUCAAGGAGGACUCCUCGCCGGGAUCCGGCUACCAGCAGCAGUCCAGUGCUAGCUCAAGCUCCCAAAAGAACAUAUCCAGCGCCUACCAGACCUCGCACAGUACAAACAUGAACUAUGGCUAACGAAUUGUUACACUGUAUUGUAUUCUCAUUAAUGAUAGAUUUGCUUUUAUUCUGAUUAUUUUAAAUAACGGAGAAUCUAAGCAAGGCCGGUAAAUUUACAUUUUCUCUACAAAAGCGUCAUAAUAAAUAAAUAAAGUUAGUAAAUGUAA
Molecule: messenger RNA, 1283 nt
Organism: Drosophila sechellia
Lineage: Eukaryota; Metazoa; Arthropoda; Insecta; Diptera; Drosophilidae
Gene: SCCRO
Product: defective in cullin neddylation 1 domain containing SCCRO
Exons: 2
Coding region: 268-1134 (288 amino acids)
Biological process (GO): protein neddylation
Cellular component (GO): ubiquitin ligase complex
Molecular function (GO): cullin family protein binding; ubiquitin conjugating enzyme binding; ubiquitin-like protein binding
Source: RefSeq, a predicted model, not a curated record